Messenger RNA from Gigantopelta aegis, 990 nucleotides. RefSeq names its product UDP-glucose 4-epimerase-like. Gene Ontology annotation, biological process: beta-D-galactose catabolic process via UDP-galactose, Leloir pathway. The transcript is spliced from 9 exons. The coding region runs from base 76 to 990 and encodes 304 amino acids. The record is from RefSeq and is a predicted model, not a curated record. Gene Ontology annotation, cellular component: cytosol. Lineage: Eukaryota; Metazoa; Mollusca; Gastropoda; Neomphalida; Peltospiridae. Gene Ontology annotation, molecular function: UDP-glucose 4-epimerase activity.
GCUACUUCCUCCCUGAAAAUCUUAACACGUUUUUUUUAUUAUUAAUUCUCUCUCGAUAUCUACACUGACCACAGAAUGUCUGAGAUGCCGGGUGAGAAGUGUAUUCUGGUCACAGGAGGCUCGGGCUAUGUCGGCAGUCACUCCGUUGUGGAACUAAUAAACGCAGGUUUCUCCAUUGUGGUUGUUGACAAUCUGGUCAAUGCCAGCAUGGAGAGUAUCCGGCGUGCCGAGCAGAUCACGGGGCAGACGAUCACGUCGUAUCAGAUUGAUAUUCUCGACAAGCCGGCGCUGGCUGAUGUCUUCUCCAAGCACCAGUUUCAUGCUGUUGUGCACUUCGCGGGUCUCAAAGCUGUUGGCGAAUCCUGUCUGGAACCUUUGCUUUACUACAGGACCAAUGUCUGUGGAACAAUCAACCUACUCGAGUUGAUGAAAGAACACAGUGUUUGUAACAUGGUCUUCUCUAGUUCUGCCACUGUGUAUGGGACUCCACAGUAUCUGCCGUAUGAUGAAAAACACCCAACAGGAAAAUGCUGCAACCCAUAUGGCAAAACGAAGCACUUCAUAGAAGAAAUCCUUAAAGAUAUAUGCACAGCAAAUCCAUCAUGGAACGUCGUAGUCCUGCGUUAUUUCAACCCAGUGGGUGCCCACUCAUCAGGUCGUAUUGGCGAAGACCCACAAAGUGUUCCUAACAACCUGAUGCCCUAUAUUUCACAAGUGGCUGUUGGACGGCAGAAGGAAGUUAUUGUGUAUGGCACGGAUUACGACACGCGUGACGGGACAGGAGUUCGUGAUUAUAUUCAUGUGGUUGACCUUGCGCACGGUCAUGUUGCAGCCAUUAAAAAGAUGAGUGAAGACUGUGGAUACAAGAUUUUUAAUCUGGGAACAGGUAAAGGAUAUUCAGUUCUAGAAAUGAUCACAGCAUUUGAGAAGGCUUCUGGUAAAAAGGUGAGUAAUUGUGACAACACCAGUCUUAUACACCCAUCUCUGUAA